GGAGAGCGCACCAGCGAGCCGCGACCGCGGGCUAGAGCGGCCGGCCGCCCGGGGAGGCCUCGCGGGGGCGGGGCCUGCGGCGGAAGCGGAAGCGGCGGGUCGGGCGCGGGGCCUAGCGAGCCGGAGCCGAGACGAUGCACCACUGCAAGCGGCGCCGCUCCCCCGAGCCCGAGCCCUACCCCAGCUGCCGCUGGAAGAGGCGCCGCUCCUACAGCCGCGAGCACGAGGCCCGGCCGCGCUACCCGCCGCGCCGGCAGCCGCCCCGCAAGUCCCGCUCCCGCAGCCACGAGCGCCUGCCCUACCCGCGGAGGUACCGGGAGCGCCGCGACAGCGAGGCCUUCCACUGCGAGGAGCACAGCCCGUCGUUCGGGGAGGACGGCUACGGGGCUCGGGCCCCGCACCGCCGGCGCUCGCGGGAGCAGGAACCCCAGCGGCCCCGCCGGCACGCCCACCACUGCCGCAAACGCCGCACGCGCUCCUGCAGCAGCGCCUCCUCGAGAAGCCAGCAGAGCAGUAAGCGCGGCAGCCGCGGCGUGGAGGACGACAAGGAGGGCCAUCUGGUGUGCCGGACCGGCGACUGGCUGCAGCAGCGAUACGAGAUCGUGGGUAACCUGGGCGAGGGCACCUUCGGCAAGGUGGUGGAGUGCCUGGACCACGCCAGGGGGAAGUCGCAGGUGGCCCUGAAGAUCAUCCGCAAUGUCGGCAAGUACCGCGAGGCCGCGAGGCUGGAGAUCAAUGUGCUCAAGAAGAUCAAGGAGAAGGACAAGGAGAACAAGUUUCUGUGUGUGCUGAUGUCCGACUGGUUCAACUUUCACGGCCACAUGUGCAUAGCCUUCGAGCUGCUGGGCAAGAACACCUUCGAGUUCCUGAAGGACAACAACUUCCAGCCCUACCCGCUGCCCCACGUGCGACACAUGGCCUACCAGCUGUGCCACGCGCUGCGCUUUCUGCAUGAGAACCAGCUGACCCACACUGACUUGAAGCCAGAGAACAUCCUGUUUGUGAAUUCUGAGUUUGAGACCCUCUACAAUGAGCACAAGAGCUGCGAAGAGAAGGCGGUGAAGAAUACCAGCAUCCGCGUGGCUGACUUCGGCAGCGCCACCUUUGACCACGAGCACCACACGACCAUAGUGGCCACGCGGCACUACCGGCCGCCCGAGGUGAUCCUCGAGCUCGGCUGGGCCCAGCCCUGCGAUGUGUGGAGCAUCGGCUGCAUCCUCUUUGAGUACUACCGCGGCUUCACGCUCUUCCAGACCCACGAGAAUCGAGAGCACUUGGUGAUGAUGGAGAAGAUCUUGGGGCCCAUCCCACCACACAUGAUCCACCGCACCAGGAAGCAGAAGUACUUCUAUAGGGGGGACCUGGUCUGGGACGAGAACAGCUCCGACGGCCGAUACGUCAAGGAGAACUGCAAGCCCCUGCAGAGCUACCUGCUCCAGGACUCCCCAGAGCACGUGCAGCUGUUUGACCUCAUGCGCCGGAUGCUGGAGUUCGACCCUGCGCGGCGCAUCACCCUGGCCGAGGCCCUCCUGCACCCCUUCUUUGCCGGCCUGACCCCCGAGGAGCGGUGCUUUCACACUGGCCGCAACCCCAGCAGAUGACGCGGGGACCGGGGACACGGGACAGGGUGGCACCGAGCAAUGUGAAGGGAGGCCCAGCGCCCGCCCUCGCUAUUUAUAUGUUUAAAGUUCUAAUAAAGCGUUUCUUACUGUUUG
Molecule: messenger RNA, 1715 nt
Organism: Erinaceus europaeus (western European hedgehog)
Lineage: Eukaryota; Metazoa; Chordata; Mammalia; Eulipotyphla; Erinaceidae
Gene: CLK3
Product: CDC like kinase 3
Exons: 13
Coding region: 135-1601 (488 amino acids)
Biological process (GO): protein phosphorylation
Molecular function (GO): ATP binding; protein kinase activity
Source: RefSeq, a predicted model, not a curated record